Heterotrigona itama is the source of this 1523-nucleotide messenger RNA. The record is from the annotation of a GenBank genome assembly. Lineage: Eukaryota; Metazoa; Arthropoda; Insecta; Hymenoptera; Apidae.
UAUUCACGCAGCAGCACCAUAUUCGGCUUUUACCGCGAGGAUCAGGUGUCUCAGCUUGGAGAACGAUGCAACGUUAGACGGCUUAUUACUUGGCCAGGAUCCCGUUUUCUCAUGCGCGAUCCUUUUUUGGCGACAGCGCCCACCGCUGAAGCGGCUCGACAAACAUCGAGACCGUGGCGGAACAGCUUCUCGAUGAAGCGUUUCGCCGAUGAACCUCACCUCUGGCAUAACACGAGCAGCAAGAUAGAUGAAUGCGCGGAUAGCGCGCCAAAGGGCUGGGUCUUCUCAAAGCGUAUCGGUCUCGCUGUCGCGCUGUUAGCGGUCAUUGGUACGUGUCGCUCGGCCCGAUUAGACAACACUUACCUUCCCCCGGGCAAUGCGGGCACUGCAGGAGGUGCAGGAUUGAUACAAGCUCCGAGUCGUGGCCAUGGUGGUCCAGGUGGUCCUGGAGGACCUGGUAGACCAGGUGGACCAGGUGGACCAGGUGGACCAGGCGGCCCGGGUGGACCUGGUACAUAUGGCGGUGGAGGUAGUCCCUUUGGCGGCGGUGGCGGUGGCGGUGGCGGAGGGGGUGGUCCCUUUGGCGGCAGUGGAGGAGGUGGUACUUUUGGUAGCGGCGCUGGAGGUGCCUACGGAGGACCUAGUGGAGGCGGUGGUGGUGGACCAAGGGGAGGACCCGGAGCAGGCCAAGAGAUACCUAUCGUCUCGUUCAACAAUCAGAAUAGCGGUGAUGGCAACUACCAAUUCAGCUACGAAACAGGAAAUGGUAUCAGUGCGCAAGAAACGGGUCAACUGCAAGGUAACUCGGAAGCGGUGAGCGGAUCAUACUCGUACACCGGACCUGACGGUGUACAGUAUAGCAUCACUUACACCGCGGAUGAAGAAGGUUUCCAUCCUCAGGGCGCACAUUUACCAACACCGCCUCCGAUUCCGCCGGAAAUUCAACGAGGCGUUGAAUUAGCAUUGGCAGCUGAGGCCAGAGGUGAAAAUCAAGAUACUUCCGGUGGUGGUGGCGGCGGAGGUGGCGGCGGAGGCGGAUACUCUUCAGGUGGAUAUAGUGAGUGUUUCAUCGAUGAUGUCUUGUAUCAAGAAUCCUUAUAUAAACAACAAAAUUAUGUGUAGUACGAAAUUUGGGAUGAAAAUAUUUCUUGGUUACUCUUAUUUUAAUUAAUUAAAUUACUGUUUUUUUUUUUUAUCAACAGCCGGUGGAGGUGCUGGUGGUGGCGGAGGUGGAUACCCUUCAGGAGGUGGAUAUAGUGAGUAUUUCAUCGAUGAUAUCCUGUUUUAGAAGUCCUUGUAUGAAUAAUAGAAUUAUGUGUGAUAGGAAAUUUGGAAAGAAAAUAUUUCUUGGCUACUCUUAUUUUAAAUAAUUAAAUUACUGUUUUUUUUUUUUCAUCAACAGCCGGUGGAGGUGCUGGUGGAGGUGCUGGUGGUGGCGGAGGUGGCGGAGCCGGAUACCCUUCAGGGGGUGGAUAUAGUGAGUAUUUCAUCGAUGAUAUCUUGUUUCAGAAGUCCUUGUAUAA